AUGGCACCUUCCAAAGAUACUACAAUGUCUGCCUCCAUCAUUCCUCUGGUCCGAAACUUGAAGCGAAAAAAUCGUGCUGACAUUCCCAGAAGCGCAAACGACACUGUCAGUGUUCCAGCGGUGCCAACAAAGUCUGUGAAGGCUACCAAUGGUACCAAUGGCAACCAUGACACUAACGGUUCCAAUGGCACAUCCACUGUGAAGGAAAGCAACACUACUUCUGAGCUCAUCACUAGCCAGACAGUCUUGAAUGUCGAGUUUGAUGAGCUCAAGUCUACCGCGCACAAGACAGAGGUCCUCACUCGCAAAUUCGACUGCGUCAAACAUGUCCGCCCUGCUGAAUUCCCCGAAGCUCUUGGCGCCUUGCCAUUCCCAUCCGAGCUUAGAGGAAUGGUCGCUUGGACUGAUGCCUUUGUCGAGCGACUGGGAUGGAUGUCACUGCAAGUUGAACAGAAAUCUGCAGGCAAAGACUUUGCUCUUCGUCAGACGAACAAACGAAUUGAGGAGUUUGAGCUUAAGAUUCAAUCGCUUAAGACGAUCAACCACGGUUUUGUUGAUGAGAACCAUAAGCUAAGAAGUCAGGUUACUCAGCUCACCAGUCGCAACAAGUUCCUCGAGGGGCAACACACGCGAGAGCAUGCUCAGCUUGAUGGUUUCAAGAAGACUAUUGCCAGUCAAAGAACUGAGAUCAUCGCCUCGAGCCAGGAGAAUGAGAAGUUGCGCGCGAGUGUGAAGAGCCUCGAAGCAGUAGUUGAGAAGCUUAUUGCCCAGCACGUUGGCGACGAGGCUUCUCGCAAGGCCCUGGCUGAUAAUUUCGAAAAAUGGAAGUUUGAUGAUAAACUCCACGAUGAAAAGGUUGCCAAACUUGUUGAUGAUCUCACAAGGGACCUUGGAAUCGAGCGCGAUGCCAAAUCGAAGGUCGAUUCGGAGCUGGCUGCUGCGGUCGCAAAGCUGGCCCACCUUCAAGCUGAAAAGGAAGGCUUGGAAACUCUGCGUGAGCGUCUUGAGGAGCUUGUUAAGAGCAUCCGGGAAAAGCUUGCUUUGGCUGAGGUCGCAUUCGGUGUUUCAGAGGGCCAGAAGGCCGCAUUGGAGGCUCUCGUCCGUGAACUUGAGAAGAAGGAGGAAAGCUUCAAGCUCGAGAUCCAUGGCCUUCAUGGACAACUUCAGGAUGCUAAGAUUGACAUUGAAAAUAUCAAGCAGAAGGUCAUUAAUGCCAACUCACACGCAAAGGACCACUGGAAUACUCUUGAGAAGAUUCGUCGCGAUGGUAGCUGGUUGCGAACUGAGAAGGUAGAUGUGUGCGAUGAAGUUUUUGUCAUGCAGCCUAUUUGCGCACUCCCUGCAUCCAAACAUGUCGAUGCUCCUAUGACUACUAUUGUUGUGCCUGAGACCGACUCUAACUGA
Penicillium angulare is the source of this 1404-nucleotide messenger RNA. RefSeq lists its product as uncharacterized. NCBI's taxonomy places the organism in Eukaryota, Fungi, Ascomycota, Eurotiomycetes, Eurotiales, Aspergillaceae. The transcript has 2 exons. The record is from RefSeq and is a predicted model, not a curated record. Bases 1 to 1404 code for a protein of 467 amino acids.